ACUUUGACACAUUGACAUUUAACAACCAAGAUGUGUCUACUACCCCAAAAUGUGUUUUUCAAAAAUUAUAUCUCAAUUAUCUAUCAAAAUAUUUUUUAUUGAACAUGUACAAUAAGUAUUUUUUUAGAUUCCAGUAUCUUUACUGAACACAAUCUAUUUUAUAUGCAUUUUAGAAUAAUUUUCUUUGAUGUAAGAUGUGCCAAUAGCAGAAUAAAUAGGCCCAACCAGUGAAAAGCAAAUGACUGUUUAUAACCAACUGUUUGCUUCUUGAACGUCUCCUAAUAAAUAAUCGGUUACUGUAAUAUUCCUUGACAGCGGUUUACACAACAAAUCUAACUAAAGUUAGUUUAAACGUCGGGCUUUGUAGCGUAGACACAAACUUUCAAAAUAUUGUGUUAUGUGUUGACUGUUUUGGGAAAUUUAGGAAAUGUGAAAUAUGAAUUUAGAACUGUUAAAAAGUGGAUAUUUUUCGAUGGCAUAGUGGUUACUGUUGUUAAUUUUUAUUACAGUUUGAUUGCAUAUUCGAUACAUAAUGCCAUCGGCUCGACUAACUCUCCGUGAAGAGGACGUCGUCCGAUUGGCACUGGAAUUUUUAUAUAACCGCCAAUUACACAUUUCCCAAUUGAGUUUGGAAAGAGAAACGGGUGUAAUAAACGGAAAUUAUUCUGACGACGUGCUGUUUCUAAGGCAACUCAUACUCGACGGACAAUGGGACGACGUUCUGGAGUUCAUACAACCUUUGGAGGCGUUGAAGGCCUUCAAUAUGAAAAAGUUCAGUUACACUAUAUUAAAACACAAAUAUAUCGAAUUGCUGUGUAUAAAGUCGGAGGCGAAUAUCCAAGGUAACAGUGUCGACAAUGCCGUGGAAGAAGUAGUUAGUGUUUUAAACGAAUUGGAAAAAUACUCAGCUUCAAAAGAAGAAUACUCUACUAUGUGUUUAUUACUUACUCUUCCAAGGCUGUCAGAUCAUUUACAAUACAAAGAUUGGAACCCUAGUAACGCCAGAGUACAAUGUUUCCGAGAAGUUUAUCCUUUGGUUGCUGAAUUCUUAUUGGGAGACAGAAAACCAGUGGACGGAAAUGUUAACUGUAGCGCUCAAAACGACAGACUGAUUCAACUUAUUAUUAAAGGUAUAUUAUAUGAAUCCUGUGUGAACUAUUGCCAAGCCAAAGCAACUGGUAGCACAGAUACGCAGGCCAAUGAUAUGAAUUUCAGUAAAUUGUUAGACGGUAGUAUAGGUUUCAGUGAUUCAGAUUUGAGUUUAUUGUCAUGGCUUCAAAGCGUUCCUCCUGAGACGUUUUCUGUACCUUUUGAACAACGCACUCUAAACGUUGACGUCGAAAGACUCGAGAGACCCAGCUUGGAAACAUCUUGGACUGAACAUAUGUUAGUGACACCUAUAAAACCCAAAACGUUUCCUCAUUCGGCUAUGCCAUUUACGAGACCUCGAUCGGCUGCUGAUAUUAUGUCAAGAUCGUUGAUGUUACCAAUGGGAGAUGGUUUGCCGUUUGGGUUAACUCAGAAUAACAAUCUUUCAACGUCGUCAAAAAUGAUGGCGCUUAGUACCGGUGAUAUUGGAUUGAAUAGGCCUAUGUCCAGAAGUAGUUUUGCUAGUUUUCAUUUAACAGGUUUAAAAAAUAGUAGAAAUAUGAACACAUCUGUGGAUCGAUUGUUUGAGAAUGAUGGUGAAGUUUUUCUCAGUAACAGUUAUGGAGAUUUCCAGCAACAUAUGCCUUCGAUACAAGAGCAAUCCAGCACUCCAAAAUCAAAUGUCAAUACUCUACCAAGUUUUCCGAAAAAUCCAAAUUUAGACAGAAAGUCGAACACAUCAACACCAGAACCAAAAGACAGAGACAGUCCUGCUUCCGUCGGAACUGAAAUGACACCUCGAGGCGAUUUCUUCGAUAAUAGAACUGUGUUGCCUAACGUAGUUUUUACGUCGCGCGGUGCUUCAAAUGCGGAUACUGGGGCCGUUCCCCAAAGCGCCGAUCAAAAUUAUUCGGGCGAGUUAGUUAGAGAGUUUCAUAGGACUAAACAAAAAUUACAAGAAACGCUAGUGCAACGAGAAAAAGAAAGAGAUGAAUUAAUUAGGCAGAUAAAUAGUGAGAAUCAGAAGUUGACUGGAGAGAGCAAACAGAGCGGAAGCGGUACAAAUUUAAAUAAUCCGGGCGUCAGUUUAUCUAACGGCAACUUGACAUCGAGGGCAAAACCACCAGCUUCAAAGUCUCUAAAUGGAACGGGCAUGUCCAAUUUUAGAGGAUCAUUAGAAGAUAAUACGAUAAGACAAUCGAUAGGCGAUCAGCCUCUACCUCAUACACCUUCUCGUGGAUCGCCAAGACAAGAUUUGGACAAUAGUAUAGAUAAUCAGAGACCGAAAUUUGUGGCGGUUACAACUUUAGAAGAUGUUCAAGCUGUUAGAUGUGCUGAAUUUCAUCCUGGAGGACAACUUUACGCAGUGGGAUCAAAUUCGAAGACGCUUAGAAUAUGUGCUCAUCCUAAACUUUCAGAUCUCAGGGAAGAUCAUGAAACUUACCAACCAACGGUGCUCUUCAAAAGAACGAAACACCAUAAAGGUUCCAUUUAUUGUUUGGCAUGGUCUCCCGUAGGUGACUUAAUGGCUACUGGUUCUAACGACAAAACUGUCAAAUUAAUGCGAUUCAAUUCAGAAACAAGUAACUUGGAGGGUGAUGAAAUAGAACUGACUAUGCACGAUGGUACUAUUAGAGAUUUGUGCUUCCUCGAAGAUCAGUCCAACAAAUCAAGUCUACUUAUUAGUGGCGGUGCUGGAGAUUGUAAAAUAUAUGUUACUGAUUGUGCUACUGGUACACCCUUCCAAGCUCUUAGCGGUCACACAGGUCACAUUUUGUCCCUGUACACUUGGGGUGGUGCUAUGUUCGUCAGUGGAUCCCAUGACAAGACUGUCCGUUUUUGGGAUUUGAGAACUAGAGGUUGUGUUAAUGUCGUAACUCCAAUUACCGUGCCGGGAAGUCGACAGGGUUCUCCGGUGUCUACAUUAUGCGUGGAUCCGUCUGGAAGACUUCUUGUAUCCGGACAUGAAGAUAGUUCUUGUGUACUUUACGACAUUCGAGGUGGAAGGAAUGUACAAUGUUUCAAACCACAUUCUGCUGAUGUCAGAUCAAUUAGAUUCUCGCCAUCAGCAUAUUACCUCCUAUCUGCUGGUUAUGAUAAUAAAUUGGUACUAACAGAUCUUCAAGGGGACCUUACCUUACCGUUACCGAGCGUCGUCGUUGCACAACACCAAGACAAGGUUAUAUCCGGACGAUGGCAUCCUGCAGAAUUUUCAUUUUUGUCUACAUCAGCUGAUAAAACGUCGACAUUAUGGGCUUUGCCACCCGUUUAAAAUUAACUAUACUUAAUUUGUUAAUAUUGAAAGUCUGAAUUAACAAAUACUCAUUUAAAUAAUUGCACUGUUGCACAUUAAUGUAAUAUUUUCGGAAUGGCAAUAUUCUUGUCUUUUUUAUAAUAAAUGGUUAUCCGUUAUGUUAUUUUUUUGUUAUAGUUGAGUGAAUAUGACAAAGCCCAAGAAACUACUUGUGAAUAGAUAUGAUCAAACAUAUAUACAAAAUCAUUAAUAUUUUUAUAAAACUUGGAGAGAAAUUUUUUGAAUAAAAUAAUUCAUAGCUGUAAUUCUUUGGCUUCGCUAACUUCAAUGGGAAAAAUGUACUCGACAAUAGUUCAUGAUAUUACUAGUUUCUUGAAUACAUUGACUGACGACCCCUUUAAUUAUUUUCAUCACGACGAAAAUGAUAUUUAUAUUUUUUAUUUGCAAAUAAUACAAAAGAAGCAUAGGUAGACUAGUACAAUAAACCACAGAAGAAUGAAUUGAGGCUAAGAAUUGAUUGACAAUGAAUUAACGUAAAUGAAGAAAUCCGAAAGCUGUUGACAUGCCCAAUUCAAUAGAAAGACAUUCUAUAACUAGGUGAAAUGAUUCAUAUUCUCCAUCAGUUUCUGCUUCCUGAAACAGAAAGAAGUUGGUCACUGAAAACAAUCAAUACUUGACACUAAUAUUUAAAUUAUGAAAAAAAUUGUUGGUUCAAAAUAUUCAUUUGAUGUACUGGAAUGAGAUUCCACUUCAUUAAUACCUUUUCCAUUUAUUGUAUUCAUAAAUUCAGUUUCAGGAAUUUUUGAUAUUGCUCUUAAUUACCUAAAUUUAUACUAUAAUAAAAAACUCUCUCAGCUAAUUAAAUUUGAAAAUGCUGAAUUUUUAUUAUUCUGUUUUUUGCCGUCAUACACACUUUCAAUAACUUUUUAUUUCCUCAGGAACUUUGGACAAAUAUUUAUCACAUUUUCCUUUUCUUCAGUUAUGUAAUAUUUGUGUUUGUUUUAGCAAUCAGUUAAAAUUAUAAUUUUAAAUUUUACAGAAUUUAUUAAUCACCAAUUAGACGAAGAAGUAUUGCACAAAACAGCCGUUUGAACAAGUUAGAUUCUUUACUUUCGUUUUCUAAAAAUUAUUUUAAACGAAUAUCCACAUUGUCUCUUGUUUUUCCCCUCAAAAAAUUUGAGUUUUUCAGAAAAAAUUUUGUUUAAUAACAUUGGUAGUGAACUCAUUUACAACACCUAGAAACUCAUCACAUUCAUAAAUGUGCCAACAUUAUAGAUUGCUUUUUGAUACGUUUGAUCUAAAGUUAUAAGAAAACUUCCGUGAAUGACGUCCAUGUUAAGUUUACCAUAUACCAGGUGGCGAAAAUGUGGUUUCCAAUAUCAAAAUCGAGAAGAACUAGUUGACAUCCAAGUACCAGUACACCAGAUAUUCUGAGGUUAUUUUCCUUUUUAUAUCUGUGUUAUUAACAUGUUUAUAUGACAUGAGUACAAUGCAAAUUCAGGCAUUUCAUUUGAAUGAAAUUCUAUUUACUUAUUCACACUGGCAAUUAAUAAUUCAACAUAUUCAACAUAUUUUUGUCAAUUGUUCGAUAGGAGAUUCACUAUCGCUCGAUAAAAACUGCAUGCGUUUUCGACGUACUAUCGUCAGUAUUACUUUCCAAUUCAUCGUCGUUUUCAUAAUUUUCAUUCUCUAAUUUACUGUAAUCGCUGUUACCAUAUAGCUUUAAUUCUACUCCAUUGAAACUGUCAUAAAAUGAAUUUUUUAAUUCGGACAUCUUAAAGAGCCUAUCAAAAAAAAACAGGGAUAAAAUAAUUAUAAGUGUAACUUUAUUUUACAACUGUAAAAUGUCAAAAACAAACGAGGCAAUUAUUUUCGAUCAACGCCAACUGGCUGGGGUACCACAAAAACCAACGCCUGCUUCUCAAAUUCAGAUAAUGAGUCUGAAAGUCUCAAUCGUCAAAGAAUUAACUUUAGCAACAGACCAAGGUUUCUUGAUUGGAUCGUUUUUCCUACUUUCGGUGUAAAAUUGUUGCUAUUGUUUGUUGAACUACUUCUAAGUGAACCGUAUGGUUCUUUACAUGCAUAUCAUUGCUAUUAUCGUCAAUUUCUCUCUAAUAUAUACCUAGCGAGAUUAUGUUAUCGUUAACGUGCGAUUUUGACUAACUCUUAUCCGGCAAAUUGUAAAAUGCCUCAAUAUCAUCAGGCAAACUGAGAUACGUUGAUUUCCACACAUGUUAUACAAGGACAUAUUGUCAAAUUGCCUAGAAUUGUCUAAUCAUAACGCAACAAAGUUCUCAGGAUCACGUUUUGCCGGUUUUUUGUCAAAUGCCUCGGACUCUUAACAAAUGCCUGAAUUUGAUUUGUGCCUACGACAUAUAUAUUCUUAUAUAUAUUUUUUAAAUCACAGUAUUAAAAACUUUUGACAGCCAGCUAUACUUUAGUGUUUUUUAAUUAUACAAUUCUAGUAUUAUUUCCGGUAUACUAAUGAAAUUCGAUCAUAUAUAUUUAAAUUGAUGGCAGAAACAUGAGCAAAAUUAGUGGCAGAUUUUUUUGAAGAAAUUAUUGAUAGUUGAAUAUUAGUUGGAACAUUUCAAAAAUGUUAUUUUAAUAUUUUUUGUUGGUGGUUUUUUAAUCUAUUAUAGUGCACUUCAAAAAAUAACUGUACUUUUGUUCAAAUUUGAUUAAUUUUCUUGUAAACCGAGCUUAAUUAAACGUGCAAUUUACACAUUUUAAAGAAAAAACUAUUGAAUUAUUUUGAUAUUGAUAUUAAAUUAAAUAAAUAUUAAAUAAACGAUUGACAUUUGAAUAAUUACUCAUUUGCAUCAUAUAGUAACCAAAACCUAGUUGAAUGUCACUCGAAUAUUUUUGACAUUUUUUAGAAAAAAAAAAUAGGCAAACUAUGUGUAAUAUGUUUAUGUAGGGUAUUUGAAUAAGAGCGGACUUAUUUGUUAGUGUUAACCAUUAUUUUGCUAUAAUUCAGUAUGAUAGUGGAGAUUGGAACUCUCCGAUCAAAAUCAUUUUUAUAUCUGCAAUUCAAUUCACAUAUAUCGAGUUCUUGUUUGUUAAUCAAUAAAAAGUUAUUUCUUGAAAUAGAACUUUAUAAGUAUCAUAAAAGAAGUUGUAAGUACUGAAUAAAUUGUCAGGAUAAAUCAAACAAGAAAAUUAAUUUUUGGUGUAAGAAGUAGAAAUUUGUGCUGUUAAUGGUAUGAAAAUAAUAUCUACCUAGUGAAAAUGUAAUAAAAAAUUUUAAAGCUUACAUUCUUCCAAGUUGAAAUUAUUAUUCAGAGGAGUAGCAAUAUAUGCAAAUAAUAGUGAAAUUCGUUUAGAUCUGUUGUUGCGUUUAUUAGUUUAUUCUUCUUUCCCUUUGUCUAAAUAAAUAUGCAGAUAUAGAAUAUUCCGGAACUUUUUUAACUGUGUCGAGAAAAUCAGAUCGGCUAUAAAAUGAGGAGAGAAGUUGAAAAGUGGAGUUUAUAAAAUCAACAUAAUUUUAAUGAAGUUAAAAACUUUCUGUUGUUUAUUAAUUUGUGUUAAAUCAGUCAUUUGUAGAUUCUUUGGACAAUCUGCGCAUAGACCUAGAAAAUAUUGUGUAUUGUGUACUGAUUGUUCUACUUACUAAAUACGUAGACUCUUCGAAAAGGAAGUUAUUUUUCUGAGAUUUUUGUGUCUCACUGCCCAAGGUGUUAGUACUACCCCUUCAUGUUCUCAAGCCUUUCUGUAAAAUAGGCAGGACAUUUUCAGAGCAGAUGUUCUAGUGUUACCAGAAUAUGCAGUUGUCCUUUGCUAUGCGUCUUAAAGUGAUGUUUGACGGGGGCAGUGACCUGUCAGAAGAGCGACCACCAGUUUGGGGUCGUUUUUGAUUAUCAUGAGAGCAU
Diorhabda carinulata is the source of this 7215-nucleotide messenger RNA. Its product is annotated as WD repeat-containing protein 47. The transcript has 13 exons. Gene Ontology annotation, molecular function: protein binding. The record is from RefSeq and is a predicted model, not a curated record. Bases 533 to 3361 code for a protein of 942 amino acids. Lineage: Eukaryota; Metazoa; Arthropoda; Insecta; Coleoptera; Chrysomelidae.